GGUGCUGGCCCGGGGUCCAGGCCACGCCCCUUUCGAGGGCACACCUAGCCAGGCCCCGCCCCUUCCGCCGCCAGCCCCGCCUCUUCCGCUCCUCGGGGGCCGGCUGUGGAGCGCGACUGGUGGUUAUGGCUCGCGGGGCUGCCAAGGGGGCCCGGCGCAGAGUCCGGGGCGCGCCGCCGGUCAGGGCGCGGGGCCGCUCGGCAGAGGACUGGUGGUGGGAUCGGCUGGCUCCGAGCGGCUCCGGCUACCACCUGCUGCAGGCGGACAGCAUGCUGCUGGUGCUGCCCGGCCCGGGGCCCGCCCGCGCCCGCACGCACAGGCGCGCUGCCCGCCGAGCUCAUCGGCUGCGGCCCCCGGGGACCUGCGCCGUGGCAGCCAAGGCCAAGCCCAGACCCGCGCCCGCCCCUGAGGCGCCGCAGGGGCCCGACCCGGGCUGGGGCGACCGCAUUCCCUUGGAAAUCCUGCUGCAGAUUUUCGGGCUGCUGGUGGCGACCGAUGGGCCCAUGCCCUUCCUCGGCAGGGCUGCACGCGUGUGCCGCCGCUGGCACGAGGCCGCCUCCCAGCCCGCGCUCUGGCACACCGUGACCCUGUCUCCUCCGCUGGCUGGCCGCCCCGCCCUUGGCGAGGCCAAGGCCGAGAAGAAGCUCCUUGCAUCCCUGGAGUGGCUUAUGCCCACUCGGUUCUCACAGCUCCAGAGGCUGACCCUCAUCCACUGGAAGUCCCAGGUACACCCCGUGUUGAAGCUGGUUAGUGAGUCCUGUCCUCGGCUCACCUUCCUCAAGCUUUCUGAUUGCCAUGGUGUGACCCCUGACACUCUGAUCAUGCUAGCCAAAGCCUGCCCCCAGCUCCACAGCCUGGACAUACAGCACUCCAUGGUGGAGUCCACGGCUGUGGUAAGCUUCUUGGAGGAGGCAGGCCCCCGAAUGCAAAAGCUGUGGCUGACUUACAGCUCCCAGACAACAGCCAUCUUGGGUGCGCUGCUGGGCAGCUGCUGCCCCCAGCUCCAGGUCCUGGAGGUGAGCACCGGCAUCAACCGCAACAGCACUCCGCUCCAGCUGCCUGUUGAGGCCCUGCAGCAAGGCUGCCCUCAGCUGCAGGUGCUGCGGCUGCUAAACCUGAUGUGGCUGCCUAAGCCUUCCGGACGAGUGGUGACUCCUGGCCCAGGCUUCCCCGGCCUCGAGGAGCUCUGCCUCGCCAGCUCCACCUGCAACUUUGUGAGCAAUGAGGUCCUGGGCCGCCUGCUCCAUGGCUCCCCUAACCUGCGGCUGUUGGAUCUUCGUGGCUGUGCUCGCAUCACGCCUGCUGGCCUGCGUGAUCUGCCAUGUCAGGAGCUGGAGCAGCUUCACCUGGGCCUGUACGGCAUGUCGGACCGGCUGACUCUAGUUAAGGAGGGCAGCGCCCUAUUGACCCAGAAGUGGUGCCACACGCUGAGGGAACUGGACUUGAGUGGCCAGGGUUUCAGCGAGAAGGACCUGGAUCACGCCCUAGCUGCCUUUUCAGGCAUCCCUGGGGGCUCACGCCCAGCCCUGUGCUCCCUCAACCUCAGGGGCACCCGGGUCACACCAAGCACUGUCAGCUCUGUGAUCAGCAGCUGUCCAGGCCUGCUGUACCUCAACCUGGAGUCCUGCCGCUGCCUUCCCCGGGGCUUGAAGCGGGCCUAUCGGGGCCCAGAGGAAGUGCAGUGGUGCCUGGAGCAGCUGCUCACCAGCCUCCCGCCCCUCAGCUAGGCAGCUCCAGACCCCAGACCCCUGGGCCAGCGAGCCCUGCCCUGCUCCCUUUCCCAGUUUUGGAUCUUUGAGCAUUUUGUUAUAAUAAAACGUUUUCAGGAA
Molecule: messenger RNA, 1829 nt
Organism: Equus quagga
Lineage: Eukaryota; Metazoa; Chordata; Mammalia; Perissodactyla; Equidae
Gene: FBXL6
Product: F-box and leucine rich repeat protein 6
Exons: 9
Coding region: 126-1727 (533 amino acids)
Biological process (GO): SCF-dependent proteasomal ubiquitin-dependent protein catabolic process
Cellular component (GO): SCF ubiquitin ligase complex
Molecular function (GO): protein binding
Source: RefSeq, a predicted model, not a curated record